AAACCUCUUAUCGUCAAGACUAAUUAGCCUCGAAGAAGUAAAAGAAGAUGAAAAGGAAGCAUUUGUCAUCCAUUGCCAACGACGUCCUCCAAAGAUCUGCAGAAAUUCUGAACACUUAUAUAGAAGGUAUAGUGGAAGAGUUUGAAGUGGGAUGGAAGUCAGAAACAAAUGGAUAUUCCAGAAAAUUAGUGGAAUUUUGCAGCUUGAAGGCUCUUGUUAACAUUUGUUCUAACAUAGAAGAAAAGAUUGAGGAUGGGUCAUUCAACCAGUUCACCUUUGAUAUGAUGCUUGAUGGGGAGAGACCUUCCUCAGCAGAUGAUGAAUCAUACCUGGUUUACAUUCUUUCCUGCUCUGUUUAGUAAAGGAAUUUACUUUUGAUCAAGUAUGAAAAAUAGAUCCACUGCUGUAAGUUUUAAGUUUGUUGCUUAAAUUAGGACUAACAAUUCUUCCCCGGACGCCCUCGUCUGGUAGGAGUGUGUAGCAAAAGAGAAAGAAGAGAAGAAGGUAGCACCAAAAGGGAAUCAAGGGAAUGAUGAUAUAUCUCUCUUCUACUCUGAUAUCAUGCCACUACUUGUUAGUUGAUUUUCAACCUUUGACAUUCAAUACAAAUUAUAUUUCUUCUUUUGAAAAACUUGCGACAUCGUCUUGUACUGAUACCUUAAUAUUUUUUUGAGG
Molecule: messenger RNA, 675 nt
Organism: Macadamia integrifolia
Lineage: Eukaryota; Viridiplantae; Streptophyta; Magnoliopsida; Proteales; Proteaceae
Exons: 2
Coding region: 48-359 (103 amino acids)
Source: RefSeq, a predicted model, not a curated record